Messenger RNA from Haliotis rubra (blacklip abalone), 1739 nucleotides. Its product is annotated as forkhead box protein J3-like. Gene Ontology annotation, molecular function: RNA polymerase II cis-regulatory region sequence-specific DNA binding; DNA-binding transcription factor activity, RNA polymerase II-specific. Gene Ontology annotation, cellular component: nucleus. The coding region runs from base 7 to 1251 and encodes 414 amino acids. Gene Ontology annotation, biological process: regulation of transcription by RNA polymerase II. The record is from RefSeq and is a predicted model, not a curated record. The transcript is spliced from 10 exons. Lineage: Eukaryota; Metazoa; Mollusca; Gastropoda; Lepetellida; Haliotidae.
UGCAAGAUGGCGGAGCUGGAGAGUUCCCUAACUGCUAUGGACUGGCUCCACCGCCUGCGUGUGGGUGGGGCGAUGGGAGGGGCAGGUUUAGGGGGGCCCAACGGUGCCCUCGACCCCCUAUCCAAAGCCUCAGGUGGACAACUGGCCAUGAGAAAGGGCCCAAAUUCACCCUUGGAUACGAAUGCAACGUACGAUAAUCAAGGACAUCAGAUACAAAAAGAUGGGAAACCACCUUACAGCUAUGCCAAUUUGAUCACAUUCGCAAUCAACAGUUCAACUAAAAAGAAAAUGACACUAAGCGAGAUAUAUCAGUGGAUUUGUGAUAAUUUUCCUUAUUACAAAGAUGCAGGGAAUGGGUGGAAGAAUUCCAUACGACACAAUCUGUCGUUAAACAAGUGCUUCCUUAAAGUUCCAAGGUCGAAAGAUGAUCCGGGAAAGGGAUCAUACUGGGCAAUAGACAGCAACCCCCCAGAAGACCCGCUCCCUGCCAGACACAAGAAGAGGCCGAGACUGAACGAUCGGGCAUCACCGUACAGUCCGGAGCCAGGGCUUGGUGUACCGAAGAUGCCAUCACAGACGCUGACAGCCGUCAAUGUACAAGUGUCACCUCCUUCACCUCAAGAUCAAAGUAACUGCAAUUUCUCUGAAAGUAACGGAAAUCCAGAUGACAUGAACGCAUCAUCCAAUCUUGUUAAUCUCUACAAGUCUGUGUUUGAAAACUCUACAGGUAAUCUGAAUGCCCUCCUCAAUGGAAACAUUUCUCAGAGCCAGAGUGGGACAGGCAUUCCAAGUUUGAAUUGUUCUACAAGUGAGUGGCUUCAGAACCUUGACUCCCUGAAAGAGAGCAUGCGAUUGGCUGGAGCGGGGAAUGACCUCAAUAAUAUCGACAUGACCCAGUUUCAAGCAGGCCUGAUGGAAACUAUGAAACAGGAGGACCCGGCAAACUGGUCGCUAAAACCGGAACAAUUUGCUGAUUUAGCAUCUUCUCUCAACAAUUUCUUCAAUCAAUCACUGCUGCAGAGUCAAAACCAGUCAAGUAGUACCAGCGGAAUAUCAGGUCCCGGGAAUGGUUUCUGUAACAGCAGUAACUCGAUGAGCAGCACACAGCUGAACGUGGCCGAAGGAGGGCCCCCAUCAAAUGCUUCUGAGAGCUACUCAUCUUGUCAGACCGUAGUUUCACUGCCGUCCGGAACACCAUAUCACCAUUCGGACGACAUCGACGACGACUUCAACUGGGACAAGCUUCUGUAGUCGCGUUGCCAUGACAUCACAUCACCUCAUCCAAUCAGAAGCCUCAUUGAAGACCAUGUGACAGUUCACAUGAGAUGCUGCUCACAGAGUUAUCCCAUUUGUUGAUAUUCAUAUAUACUGCUUAUACAAGGGGAGAAGGGUUGGAUAUAGGAGUGGUUGAGUUGUGGUAGGACGAUAUGGUGCAAUGUGCUUUGUAAAUAUUCUGUUGAUUGUAAAUAACUUACAUACAUGUAUCUAUAUUUAGUUGUUAUUGUCUACUGUGAGCCCAGUAAAGAAAUUUUAUAUCUGUUGUGAAGCAUCUUCUAGUUUGGCCUGUAGCAUUAUGAGUAUAUUUUCAAGAAAGUAGUAUUUUAGUUGGCUGUUUUGAAAUGAGAAGUUUGUAAAUUUUGGUAAGGGAAUCAAAACCCAUCAUUAUACUAAUGUUCAAUUCUGACCUUAUUUUUGGAAACAAAAAAUGUAAAAGUUUUAUAUUCUACAGAGUUACAACC